AUGGCGGAAGAAGAGCCUUCUGUCAACAUUCCCUCACUGCUUACACUAGCAGUCGUGUCAUUCUUUGUGAUUCGGUGGUUCCUGAAUCGCGAUGGCGCUGUUCGCGCCAACGGGUCUGGUCGUCCCCAGGGUCGCAUAAUUGACCAAACGCAAGUCGAACAAAUCUCGCAAAUGUUUCCUCAGCUAAAUCGACGGGAUAUCAUGUGGGAUUUGCAGAGGAAUGGAGGUAGUGUUGCGGCGACUACGGAGCGCAUUCUGACCGGAAGGGGUUUGGAUACUCCUCCACCGGCGUAUCAGCCUCAUAUCCCGCAAUCUCCACACCCAGCUUCCGCUACAGUCGCUGUUGUAGCUUCGAAAACUGGAAACCAAGAUCUUAUAUCCCGCUAUAACCUCAGCAACCGCCUUUCAGAAGAAACAGAGGCGAAUUCGAAGACAGAGAGUGGUUGGGCGCAAAACAAGAAUGAGCGUCAACGUUUACUACAGAAGCGCAGAGAUGAUAUGAUCCUGGCUGCACGAAGGAAACUUCAACAGAAAGAGCGCGAGACUUCUCACGCUACGGGUCCUGCAUUGUGA
Molecule: messenger RNA, 573 nt
Organism: Talaromyces proteolyticus
Lineage: Eukaryota; Fungi; Ascomycota; Eurotiomycetes; Eurotiales; Trichocomaceae
Product: putative AMFR protein
Exons: 2
Coding region: 1-573 (190 amino acids)
Molecular function (GO): ubiquitin binding
Source: RefSeq, a predicted model, not a curated record